GCUCAGUGGGCUGUGGCUCACAAGGCUAUUGUAAGGUGCCAACAGCUGGUCUUGCGUGCUCGUCGGGCCACCCUGGUGGGUAGUAGCCAGACGACGACAGCUGUGGGGGUGACGCCACAUCCCUAGGACACCAUAUGCGCCCGCUGCCGCUGCUGGCAUCGAUGCUGGCGCUGCGCCGCGGCCUCGCCAUGAGCACUGCUGGUCCGAGGGAGCUUCGGAUUACGCAAGCGCUGACGAGCGCCUUCGCACCUGCCCAUCUGGAGGUCCUCAACGAGUCGCACGGCCGGCGCGAGGACGAGAGCCAUUUUAAAGUAGUCGUCGUGAGCGACAAGUUCGAGGGCGUGAAACCGCUCAUCAAGCGCCACCGUUUGGUGACGGCGGCCAUCACGGCGGACACGGGCGGCCAGCUCGACUUCCAUUCACUGAGUGUCGCGGCGGCGAAGACACCGGCGGAGUGGGACGGGGUCGUUGCGCCUUCCCCAAAGUGCGCGGGCGGCGACGGGCGGGGGACGAAGCGGUGACGCGUCGUCCGUAGUAACCUUGGUUUGUGGAGUACUCUUACUUAUAAAUAACACAGCGGGGAGGGAGGAGAGGCACCGCGAUCGUCACCAGGGCCACCGCGGCCGCGGCUCGUCUGGUAUAUCAGUCGGCCGCGGCGCCAUGGCCGGCCCGCGCGUCGCGUGGCUCCGCCACAUGCGGUCGCGUUCAACCUUCCGCUCGUCGAAGAGCGGCACGAAGAGGCGGAACGUGACGUACGCAAUAAACACGUAGAGCGUGCAGCGCCGCAGGCCCUCGCUCGUGAGGAACAGGUCCAUCCACGUGAUGAUUUCCCGGUCGUAGCUCGCGUAGCGCGCGGCCGGCGCGGCGUUCAUCACGUGGGGCUCGACCAUGCUGGGCAGCGUCCGCGACCGCUGCGACGGCGUGCCGGGCUGGCUACGUGUAUGUGCUGCUGUCUCUCUGGGCAGCCGCGCGCGCCACGGCACUUGCUGCAGGUGACGCUCGCCGAUCUCGGGCCUCGCUCUGUGCGCUGUUUGGGCAGCCUAGGCCGCUACCAGCAGCGACGUACGGCCG
Molecule: messenger RNA, 1071 nt
Organism: Pelagomonas calceolata
Lineage: Eukaryota; Pelagophyceae; Pelagomonadales; Pelagomonadaceae
Source: the annotation of a GenBank genome assembly